AUGUCUGUCGAGUCCAUCGUGCGGGAUCUCGCGUCGAACUACCUCUCCUACGCGGUGGUGGUGGGGUCAUCGAUUUUGAAGGUGCCGCAGAUUAUGAAGGUGUGGCAGAGCAACAAGGCGGAUGGCAUUUCGCUACUCUCUCUCUUCAUAGAGUUGUUCUCGUACAUCGUUUCGACCAGCUGGGGGGUCGUGCAGGGACUUCCCUUUCGCGACUGCGGCGAGAACAUGUUUAUUGCGCUGCAACUUGUGUUGCUGCUGCUGCUCGUGGCGAAGCUGCAGAAGUCGACGCAUAGGGCGAGCCUCGCGCUGGCGACCGAGCUAUUGCUGCUGUACGUGUUUGCUAGCGGGCAGGUGCCGCGUACCAUCCACGAGUAUGUCCUGAGCGGACAAGUUUUUUUCAACAUGUUCAGCCGCGUGCCGCAGAUCUAUGCGAACUACCGAACCCGGUGCCGCGGCCAGCUGUCUUUUCUCACCUUCUUCCUCGCUUUCGGCGGCGGCGUUGUGCGCGUCCUGACGACGUCCCUGAACGUAUCGUGGGACAAGGGGAAGGCAGUGCUGCUGGUUCAGUUCACUGUUGCCGCCACACUCAACGCCAUCAUCCUGGUCCAAAUACUCUACUACGGCAUCGCGGACCGGAGUUCUAAGCGGGAAAAGGGGAGCCCCGCGAAGGUGAAGUUGCUGAAGAGCCAAUGA
Molecule: messenger RNA, 693 nt
Organism: Leishmania mexicana MHOM/GT/2001/U1103
Lineage: Eukaryota; Euglenozoa; Kinetoplastea; Trypanosomatida; Trypanosomatidae
Exons: 1
Coding region: 1-693 (230 amino acids)
Source: RefSeq, a predicted model, not a curated record